Molecule: messenger RNA, 11332 nt
Organism: Cinara cedri
Lineage: Eukaryota; Metazoa; Arthropoda; Insecta; Hemiptera; Aphididae
Source: the annotation of a GenBank genome assembly
AAACGAUAAGUAACAAAUUGUGGUCCACGCGUAAUAUAGCAAAUUUCAACAAUUAUAAUUCUAUGUUUAACAUGUAAGUUAUUAUUAAUAUUGUGCAAUUAUGCAUUAAAACAUAAAAAAAAAAAAAAAAUGUAAAAUAAUAUUAAAUUAUCAACUAAUUUACAAAUGUAACAUCAAAAAAUAUCACUUAUGAAUCAUAAAUUGCGCGGUAAGUGAUAACCAAACGAUAAUAAAGAGCCUCUGUUUACCUCCUCUUAUUCAUUAUUGCCACUCGCCUCACUCAUAAUUGUUAAAGGAGUGGUCUAUCUAUUUCUUUAUUAUUUAUGACUAUACCGAGCCUCUACCAUUACAUUUUACAUAAAAAAAAAAAUACGUAGUCGAAAUGUUUGUCAUUUUGAGCAUUGUAAUAUUACAAUAACUGCAUUAUAUAAAUCAUAAAGUAAUAAGAAUUUUAUUACUCUAUAGUUUACAUUCAAAACGGCAGGAUUUUCUUAUCGUUUUUGGCGUGAUUUUUCGAUUAUACCACGGCUUUAGACAAUGAUUAUUCCGAUAUCGCAUUAGUGGAAUUUUGUAAUUUAGUAUUAAUAUCUUAUAUCAAUUAGGCGUUGAACUAAUACCAUGUGCUAAUACUAGAAAGCCUAUACCAUUAAACUAUAUAUAUGAGUUAUAUAUACAGAGUGAAUCACUGUUUGUGCUGACCCCAUUUGUUUAGUUAAAUUGUGCAUAUAUUAAAAUUAUGAUUUUUGGAAUUUUUAAGAUGAUAUUUUCGAAUACUUAGAUUUUUCACAACAUUUAAAGAGUAUUCUGUAGCAAUACCAACUUUGAUUUUUCAAAUGAGAACCUAUAUUAAAAAUUCCAUAAAUACACAAAGUAUUAAUUUAAAUAAAUAUUUGAUUUCCGUCGACCCGUUAACGAGAUAUUCCAGAUAUUCCACUUUUAAGUUUAAGUAGAAGGAAAAUAGUGGAGCACUAAUAAAGCGCUGUGCUUCGUGCCGCCAUAUAAAUGAUACUUCACUAAUAGGAAUUUAGCUUUAACUAUACUUGACAAUUCCAAAAAUCAAAAUUUGAAUAUAAUAUGUAAAAUUUAACCAAAAAAUUGAGGCGUGCACAAUUAGUGAAUCAUCCUUAUAUAGUUAUGAGUUAUCAUAUAGAGUUCAAUGGCCUAUAUAGCAACGAAGCAAUCGCAGCCGGGCAGCUCGGAUCGUGUUAUCACAAAAUACCUAUUUGCAAUUUUUUUUUACAAAAUAUUCCUUGAUUUGUUGUUCAAAACCACGUCGGGUAGGUAACAGGAGAAAAACAAAAACUUUUUAACGAUUUCAUUUAACAAUCGGCAACACUGUCUAUUGAUAAUACUCAUUUGAUACCGAAGCCGACCAUUUUGACGUUUGUGUUGGGUAUUUAGAUUCUUUUCAUUUUGUGUCGUCUAGCUUGGUCGAUUCUCGCCACCCGUUUUUAUUUAAAUAAUUGUAUUAAUACAAUUUUUACUUCUCUAAGUUGUUAUUUGGUAGUUACCUAACUUUAUAAUUAUAUUUUACAUUUUGUUUGUUGUUAUUACAUAAAAUUACCUUUUACUCAUAAAAAUGUUUUCAAAAGUAUUAAAAAACAUCAUCAACCAAGGAUCUAGACAGUAUUCAUCAAAGGUUAGUAGUGCAAUUAUAUAUUAUGACCAUUAUUAAAAUAUUUUUCUAACUUGAAGGGAAUAUUUUUUAUUCAAUUAUAAUAUAAUAGAUUUAAUAAUUGUAAAAUUAAGGUACAUCUGUAAGAGUUGUAAUUAUUAAUUUAUUAUUUAGUAAAGUAUUAUUAAAUUAUGUUACACUAUAUUAUACAUGAUAAUCAUAUUAGUAAAAACUGAGAACUGCUUAAAGUAUCUUUGGAUAACCAACUAAAAUUUUUUUUUUUUACAUUUGGACCAACACCCAAAACUAAAUCGUAAAUAUAUUUUAAAUCUAGAUUGUAUUUUCUUGUAGUAUAACUAAAAACUACAAAGUCACUAUUUAAUCAACUUAGACUUAAUUUGCCUAGUUAGAUUAUACAGAGUUCCACUAAAUCUUCAAUGAUCAAAAUCACUAACCUUAGUUCUAACCUAGUUCGAUAAAAAUAUCCUGAUUUAAAGAGUUGAUUUCUUAAUCAAUUGAUUUUGAUCUAUUAUAUUAAAGUACAUUUUAACUGAAACUUUUGCACUAAUUUAAUGAUUUAAAACCUAUCCUCAGUUUUUUUGGGUAUGUCCUUAAGACAAAUGACACAAAUAAUCUUAUUAUUCACAUUGAAAUGAAAAAAAAACAUUAAUAAUCCUUGCAGUUAGUAUUUUCCUAUUAUUAUGAAACUAUUAUUAAUUAUAUGUGAUGUGAUUGAUUAGCCAUUAUGAUUACAUCCUAAUAAUAGCUACCUAUUGUAAUUUUUUUAUAUAUUAUAGGUAAAUGAAAAGGAAAAAAUUGGUUUCUUUUAUAAUUUGUUAUUAGCUAUAUUGAGUAUUAUAUACAUAAUUAUAUUGUUCAUUAACUUGUUUGUAAAAUAAAUGGUUACAAUUAGGUACCUUUUUAAAUAAUAUAAAUGUUUUUAAUGUUUAUAGAAAGGUUUAAAAGUAACAGUAUGCGGAGGUUCAGGCGGUAUUGGUCAACCAUUAUCGUUGUUGUUAAAACAAAGUCCAAUCAUUACUGAUUUAGCUAUUUAUGAUAUCGCUCCAGUAACUCCUGGUGUAGUUGCUGAUUUGAGCCACAUGGACACAAAUUCAAAUGUUUCCAGUCAUGUUGGCUUAGAUAGUUUAAAAGUAAGUAUUCCAAUUGAAGUACAUAUAUAAUACAUAUUCCUAGUAUAUAUAUAUUAUUAUUUCUUAUAAUAUACUUAUGAAAAUUAAAUAUUUUAAUAAUUAAUACAGUUGACAUCAUUGUAUAAUGAAUAUUAUUCAAAUUAUUUAAAAUCUACGAUUAAUUAUCGUCUUGCUCACUGUAAUGAUAAACCACAAUACUGAUAUUAGAAAAAGUCAAAUUUUUGGUUGGCAGUAAAAUACUUUUAUAAUAGUGUAUGCGUAUUUAUACCAAUUAUUUAUUUAUAUAGCCAUGUAUAUAACUGUAUAAUUAAUUAAUAAGUAUAUUCAACAAAAUAAAAAAAAAAAAUUAUGUUUAUGAUGUUAAUAGAUAUGAUGAAAAUCACGCUUACCUGGCCUGAGUAGAAUUUAUUUAAUUUUGGUAUUUUUAGUAUCUAUUAUACAAUUAAAAGAGAAUAAUGUCCAGAAGACAAGACAAUUUGUUUAAAUUAGUUUUUGGAAAGUUGGUAAUUUAAAAAUAUGUAAUUGUUAUUUCCAAACAAUUCAUUGAGGGUUACCUAUAUAUUUAGAAUAACAAAAAAAUUCAUUAUCUUGCCCUCUGAAUUAUUAUUCUCUUUUAACUUCACAACAGGUCAUUUUACUCUAAAUUAUAAUUAAGUUAUUAUGUUCUCCGCUAGUUGUACUGAGAGCGCAUGUGGGAAUAUCAUCCUCUUAAUGAUACUACUUAUUACUAAAAUUACUCAGUUACUACUUUUUUACUACAUUGUACCAUAGACCUUCCACUCAUAAUCGUGACACCCAGGCAGGACACAGAUUAGGAGGUAGGGUAAGAAAAAGGAAACUGUAUUGUCAAUUUAUCUACGACCUAAUUAUUUUACUGUAAUAACUUAAAUUUUUAUUUUUGUUCAAAUGUAUUUAUUUAUUUGCCUAAUUUUAAAUAUAUAUUUAUUUUUUAAAUAGACCUUUUUUUCUUUAUUACUAAUUAAAAAAUAUAUAAUAUGUUUAGGUACUUUUAUAAAAUAAUACCUACUCUUUCAUAAUAAACUAAUAUUGGGUAACAUAAUUUUUAAUCUUUUAAAAUGUAUAAUCAGUAAGAAAAACUUAACGUUUUUAUUUUUAUUUGUGUAAGAAAUAAGAUUAUAUUUAAAUGUCUCAUAUAACACUAAAAACCUAUGUACUUAAUUAUUAAAAUUAUGUUUUACUGAGGGAUUGUGUAAUAUAUAAAUAACACAAUGACCCCUAGUUUUCCUCUUACAUUAUUGCCAAUACAUUUGUAUUUCUUGGCAGUGUUAAAUUUAUGAUAUUCUAAAAAUAAAUAAUCCUUUCUUUCAAGGUAAAAUUAAUUGCCAAUUUUUUUUUUUACCUCCUAAUUUGUGUUACUAAGUUUGUUAUCAAUUUUAAAUAAAUAAAUUUAUUUCUUUAACUAUGUAUAUUAAUGAAUUUUGUCUGAUUUAUUUGUAAUAAAAGUGGGUAAGGUUAGGUUUCACCUAAGGUCUUGUUAAAAGUUAUAGUUAUGAUGUUGAAUGUAUACUGUGUUAACAACUUGAAUAUAUAAUUGUUAAAUUAUUGUUAAUUUUAAAUGUUAUAAUUCAAUUUAUAAUUGUAUGCCAUUUUAAAUGAAUUAUGCAAUAUUUAAGUGGACUACUAUGUUUUUGUUAUCUUUAUUUAGGUGCACUUUAUUUAAUUUGUACAUUUAUUUAUUUUGAAGGAUGCUGUUGCUGAUACAGAUGUAGUUAUUAUUCCAGCAGGGAUUCCCCGUAAACCUGGUAUGACUCGAGAUGAUUUAUUCAACACCAAUAUUUCGAUUGUAUGUGAUAUUAUUAAAGUAAUUGGACAAGUUAGUCCUAAUGCACUUGUUGGUAUUAUAUCAAAUCCAGUAAGUACUUUUUAAAAGUUUACUAAUUAUAUAUUAUAUAGAAUUUGAUAAAUAAUAAAAUUGAUACAUAAUAAAUAAUUGAUAAAUAACUCAAAUCAUAUUUAAUUUAUCUUAUUUUACUUGUUUUAAACGUGCCAGGUGCUGGCUCCCAAUAAUCGUCCAUUUUUAAUUUUGCAUUGCUUUUGUUUUUAAUUUGUAUUAUGUUCCACAACCUAUAUCUUUAACUACUUUACUCAUAUAUUCAAGAGCUAGCCUCCCUCAGCUAUUUUUUCCUUCUACCAUUGUUCUUGUAGACUUUUUGCUGUAGUGUAUGACCAAUUAGCUUAGUUCUUCUAUUUAAAUCUUCAGGAUUUUUAGAUUACUUACAAAAUAUAAUUUAUUUGUGAUUUGAAACCGGUCAAAACAUUUGUUUAAUAUAACUUCAAUAAUGCAUUAAUCAUCAUGUAACAAAAAAUUAGCUUAUAGUCAUAAAAUUAAUUUCCUAAUGUAUCUGUCUAUCUAUUGAAAAGUAAACAUAUUAUUAUACUUACAUUUUUUUUGUGUAAUAAACAAUAUAUUUUGGAUAAAAACUAUAAUCAUCAUAUUUAACAAAAACUUGCAUCACAUUACCUGAGGUAGUAUCGUACUUUUCAUUUGAAGGUACUAAUAAGUUAUAGGCGGUCCCUCUAAGUGUUUCAACUGCUGCUAUAAGGACAGUGCUAAUUAUAAAAACUGUAAUUAUACAAAUACAAAUUACAAAUUUAUAAAAAGUUAACAAUUUUAGUUAUUUGUUCACCUUCUUUAUGACUUGAAUAUUUAUUUGCAUAUGUGGGGAAUUUUGUAAAACAUGAACCUCUUCCAAAUCUUGUUCGAUUAGUUUUACGCCAAUCAAAAUUGUUUUUUGCGAUGCUCAUAGCGUUUUCUAAUGAUGUUGCAUGAUAUAACAUAAUUUCCUUCAUAUUUUUAUUUUUGAUGUACAAUUCUUCUUUGUGUAGUAAAUACAUACCAUAUAUAUGAGGAUUGUUCACUUUUUUUACUUUUGAAAUCUAUAAAAUAAAAAUUUAUUUUCAUAUUAUUAAAUAAAAUAUUCAUUUUUUAUUAUCGGAUAAUGAGAUUUAGUUUGAAAUUUUUACAUUUGGGUUGCCAAUUUUCAAAAUAAUUUUUGUGUUCAUUGUAAAAUAAAUGGUUUCCUAAUAUUGGUUUUAAUGAAAAAAAAAAAAAAAAUGUAGAAUAUAAAUUUUAUAUUUAAAUUUAACUCAUUUCUUAUUUUCCCAGAUAUCAACUUAUUUAAGUGGAAAAUAAUUACAUCAGUGGUUUUAAAUCUAGGGGUUAGGAUAGUUGAGGUAUUGCCAUAAACCAUAAGUAUCUUUUAAAUUACUGUAUAUCAAAUUAUUUAAGUUAUAUUAAACAAUUUUUGAAGGGGUCAUAAACAUGAAAAAAAUAUUAGAGGUCAUGAUAUGUCAUUCAUAAUAUGAUUACGUGAUAUCAAGUACACAUAAAUAAAUAAAACAACAUUGAUUAAUUAUUUGAGUUAUUAAUUUAAUUUAGUUUGUAGUAUAUUUACUUAUAUUUCUUCCAAUGUAGUUAUAAUAUGUAUUCUAUUUGUGUAGUCUAUUUUAGACUGUAUGGUUGAGAUAGAAAAAAAUUUCCUAAGAACUUAUAAAAUGAAUUCCAUGGGUGAAAAAAAAUACAAAUUUAACAAGUAUAUUUUAAUUUAAGUUAUAUAAACUGUUCGCUAUUUUAAGAAACUAUCAAAUAUUACUGUGGGUAUCACAGUAACAUUUAUAGUUUGUCUAUAUAAUGAAUAAUAUAUAUAUCACUUUAGCAAAAAUUUGUUUUCUUACUUUUAAUAGUACCCUGAAGUGGUAUCAAAGAGAGAGUUCAUGGGGUCCUUCAACCUACAGUUAACUUUUACAGGAAAAAACGGGAAGAACUCAGCUAAGUGCUAUAAAAAAUAACAGAACAUCUGUAUCUGAUUACUUAUAUCAUGGCCUAUCCAUUAUUUAUUAUUAUUUAUAGUUCUACAGUGUAGUAUGGUAUAGUAGUAUAAUAUAGUACAUUUGCAGAACUGAUCAAAUGUUAUAUUAACAACCUUAUAAAAACAAUCUAUUAGUACCUAAAAUUUUGAGGGCACAAGAAAAAUUAAAAUAUUUAUAUUUUUAAUAAUAAAUAAUAAAAUCAAAAUUUCACACAUUUUUAUUAUAAUAUUUUUUAUGACUUAAUGGAAUGCUCAAAAAUAAAAUGUUAUUUUUGACAUGUAGCGUCAAAAUAAUUUGCCACCCAUGGUAUAUAAUAUAUAUCUAUACCAGCCAUACUGGAAGACCUUUAAUCAUUUUCUUUAGCUCCUACUUCUCUUCAAAACAAAAAAAAAAAAUUGAGUAAGCCCUUUGUUCUAAUUAUUGACCUUUAGAAGUGGCCUCACUAAAUAGCUAACCCAUAGUUUCCAAACUUUAGAUUCACCAUUGUAUUCAAAACCUAAUAGAACUACAAAAAAAAAAUUAUUUGACCCAAUUAAAGUUGACAACAUUUACUAUCCUUCAAAAGAGAAUUUUAGAGAGAGAUUGGUUUUACAAUAAUGUUUAUUUUUAUUUAUUUUAUUUCUGUGAACAGCUUUUCUACCAGAAAUUUUGUUCCGAUUUUCAAAUGUAGCAUCUUUUCUGAAAGAAAUUUUACUGGAGUAAUCCUAAGAGGUCAUUUUUUUGUUUUGCUAAGGUCUUUCAUAAUAUAUGAAAAAAAAAGGGGGAAAUGAACAAAAUUUAUGAUUUUCAAAAUAUGUAUAAACAACCAAACUCUUCGUUUUUUGUUAACAAUGCCUAAUCGUUUCGUAUACAUGUACAUUAAAUCUCCUCCCUACCUUCCCAACUUCUCACCUACAGUGGCCUGUAUCUUGUAAUAUUCAAGAUAAUCUAUUCGUACUUCGAUUUAAAUAAAAAAAUAAAUAUUAUUUUAUCAAAAAUUGUUUAAUGAAUAUAUAUAUAUAUUAAAAAAAUACAUAAUAAAUAUUUUCAUCUUUUAUUUGAUGAAAUAAUUUUUAUUUUAUGUCUAUUAGAUCCUAAGUACUAUAAUUUGAAUUACAAAAACACAUUUUUGCUAAAUUGCUCGUUAGAUAUAUGGAGACAGCAAAUAUUACUGUGACCACUUUAUAUAAACUUACCUUAACUUUUUAUACUUACAUUAUAUCUGCAAGCUAUUAUGUCUCUAAACAGUGGAUCAUCGUUUUGAUAACUAUACUCUUCUAGUAAUUCUUUUUGGUACAUUUCUGCCAAAGGUGUUGCUUUUGAAAAAUCACUAAAUACAAUUUAUUUUACAUUAUUACUAUAAUCAAAAAUGAUGUUUUUCAAAUUGUGCACUUGUGACUUAGUAUAUUUCAUAAAUAUUGUAUGAAGAAAAAAAAAACGAAUUGCAAUUUUGAAUUACAAUAGAUUAGAAAUCAAUAUGUAGGUAUUCAGAUGAUCAUUUCAAAGUAUCUUGCCCAUUCCUUUAUAUAUUUAAAAAAAAAAAAUGAUAUUUUAAAAUAAAUUAAUUGAUGAUUGCAGAAAUGUCACGAGUCGAUUAAUUAAAAUUUUUGAAUAAUUUAUAAAAACUAUGAUAUAAAUGAUUUUGAAAAAAAAAAGUUAAGUUGUUUUUACACUCAGUGUUUAGAAGCACAUGACUAUUAUGUGUUUUUACUAAUAUCUCAAUUUCAUACAAUUUGACAUUUUUGCAAACAUCAAUUCAAAUUACUUUUUCAUACAAUGGAUACUUACCAUUUUAAAGACAUAACUACUUUGUAAAAUUUUAAAAGAAUCGCAGCUAAGAUAUUUUCUACAAUUUUUAACCAGAAACAUAAUACUAAAUACUUCUUAUAUAGUUAAACCAUAAACUUAUAUUAAUUACAAUAUUUGAAUAAAAACAAUUAUUUGUUUUACUAUUUUGUUUAUUUAUUAGAUAAUAUUUUGUAUUGCUAUUUAUUGUAAAUGUUUAAAGCAAAUGACAAAAUAAGGUCAUAGUAUUAUUAUUUAUUAAUCAAUAAAAUAUUAAUAAUUAUUAUAAACAACAUUUUUAAUAACAAUAAUUAUAAAUAUUUUAUAUGGUAUUGUACAAAAAUAUUUAAAUUUAUUUUUACAAAUGCUUUUAUAAUUGCCUUCAAAAUCAAUAUAAAGUAAUUGAUUCAUUUAUAAUCAAAUGUCACUAAAUUGUGGACUUAAUAAUAUUGAAUAAGCAUUUUUCACAAAGUGGCCUAAUGGGGCCUUGUCACAAUCAAUAACAACACUGUAUUAGCGCAAUUAGUUCCUCUUAUUAUUUGCUAAUAUGACAAAAAUAUUUUUUUAUUAUUUCAACAAUCUGGUACCAAAGUUUAACCUAACUAUUCAAAUAACUAUUUCACCAAACAUAAUCACGAUCAGUAAAUAAUAUAGUUUGACAAUUCUAUACAUUUUCCAGCUAACCAAGGAAACUAUUUGUGUGACUUUCGUUGGCAAAAAUAUGUUUUAUAUAAAUUAUUUUAUUUUUACAUACUUCAUAAUUUUAGGUUAACAGUGCUGUUCCAGCUGCUGCAGAAAUAUUGAAGAAGCUCAAUGUUUAUGAUCCAAAAAAAUUAUUUGGUGUAACCACUUUAGACAUUGUAAGAUCUAACAGAUUUAUUGCUGAACUCAAAGUAAAUAUACAUAAUGCAUAUUGGAUAUAUACAUUAUAUAUUCAUUUUUUAUUGAUAAGAUAAAAUUUAAAUUUAUAAAUUGUAUAAAUUUUUUUUUUUAGGGUCUCUGUGCUACUGAUGUCAAUGUCCCUGUGAUUGGUGGGCAUUCUGGGCCAACGAUUAUUCCUUUAAUAUCUCAAUGCACCCCUCAAGUAACUUUCGACCAUGAUGUUCUUGUUAAGCUUACAAAACGUAUUCAAGUAAUAAAUGCUUAUUAAAUAGUUUUAAUCGAUUUUUAAUUAUGUUCAUAUAUUAAUUUUAGGAAGCUGGUACUGAAGUUGUGCAAGCUAAAGCUGGAGCAGGCUCAGCAACCCUAUCAAUGGCAUAUGCUGGAGCUAAAUUUACUGUAUCUAUGUGUAAAGCCAUUCUUGGUGAACCUAAUGUAGUUGAAUGCUCCUUUGUAGAAUCUUCAGUCACUGAUUCGCCAUUCUUUAGUACUCCAGUUCUUAUUGGGGUAAAUAUUUUUUUAUUAACUACUAUACUUCAAUUAACUUUUAUGCAGGCACAUACCUUUUUUUUAAGUUCAUAGUAUCGUGGGGGUCUAUCAGACUCCAUUUCUAAAAAAGUGUAAAAUAUGUAUAGAAAGUUAAUUUUCUUUAAAUUCAAAGACAUAAUGAGUUAUCAUAUUAGACAUUGUUGGGAAGGUAGGAUAUAGACAGGAAUUUAAUCUGUAAGCAACGAUUAACCAUUGCUAUAAAUUAAUAUUAAACAUUAGACAUUUUCUUUAAUAAUAUUCGUUUAAUAUUGUAUCUAUUUUCCUUUUUCCUUUGUUUUUCCUGUUUUUCUAACUUAUUAGAAAAACUCCUGGAAAAAUCAAAUGACCUCCUUAAAGCAUCUCCCUAGUCCAAUUUCCUUCCAGAAAAAAUGCUGUUAUAGUUAAUCGGAUCAAAAUUGCUGGUAAAAAUAGUUGUGUAAAAAAAUUAAAAAUAAUUGUUGUAAAACCAAUAUUCCUUGCUCAAUUUAGAAUUAAAAAUAAAUACAAAAUUGUAUUAUAUUAUUAUUCAAUUUUUUAUAACAUAUAUGUUUUAUUUUUGAUGGGAGUCAAUUAGCUUAAAGGUUAAAAGGAUUUUUAAUGGCAAUUUAUGCAUUGAAAGCUUUGAAUAGUAGAUAUCAGGUUACAGACACAUUAAAAAUAACAUGCUUAAGGAACUGUUUUUUCCUUUAUUUCAUUAUAUUUGUGAUUUAUGAGGCUUCAAUCUAGUUCUAAUAGUAAAGUAUCUAUCUAAAAUGUCACAUCAGAUGACUAGGAUUUUUUUUUCCAUUAAUUAAGAUCAUACAAUAAUGGCUUUGACUACUGAUUAAAUAUUAUAAUAGAUUAUAAACUAUAAUAAUUUUCAUAUUUGCAAAAACAUCAUAAAAUUGUAGAAAAUAAAAUACCAUACUUAAAUAAAAAUAUUGAAUAGAUAAAAAUUUAUUCAUAGUAACAUACAUAAGUGUCAGAUCAUCGCGGGAUACCUAUACAUAGUAAUUAUAUGUAUAUGUUUUUUGUUUAGAAAAAUGGUAUUGAGAAGAACUUUGGUAUGGGAAAUCUGUCAGAUUUUGAAAAAGAUUUAUUAAAAGCAGCAUUACCAGAAUUGGCUUCUAACAUUAAAAAAGGAGUGGACUUUGCCAAAAACUACAAAUAAGUGUUAUUAUAAUGAAUAGAUUAUGUAAAUGUCAACUGUCUGAUCCAUUAUAUUGUUUACACUAUAUACUACUACUUAAAAUAAUGACAUUAAUAGUAUAUACAUUUGUCUCGCUUAAUUUUACUUUUACAUGACAAGAAUAUAUCUACAGUAGUGUUAUAAAUAAGUAAAAUUGAUAAGCUAUAUAAUUUGGUAUACUCUAAACAUGUAAUAGUUUGUUAUCCACACACCUAAUAUUAAAGAGCAGCAUAUUAUGGGUAUUCCAAAGUACUGUAAUCUUAUAAUUUUUAAGUAGUAUACACAAUUAUUAAAUAAAUAAACCUGUUGCCUUAUGUUUUAGUAUUUUUUUUUAAUAUUUUGAAUUGAUUUAAAAAACUAAAUUCUGCAUUAAAUAUAAUUAGUUGUUAUUAAAAU